Molecule: messenger RNA, 3670 nt
Organism: Scomber scombrus (Atlantic mackerel)
Lineage: Eukaryota; Metazoa; Chordata; Actinopteri; Scombriformes; Scombridae
Product: macrosialin-like
Exons: 6
Coding region: 84-1226 (380 amino acids)
Cellular component (GO): membrane
Source: RefSeq, a predicted model, not a curated record
AGACUCAGCGCGUUCGCAGCACAUUGUCCGGAGGAACGCAGCUGUGUGAGCCACUAACCGUCAGUCAGUCACCACCUGUCACCAUGAAGAGAGCUGUUGUGUUCGUUUUUAUCGCCUGCUGCGCUGUCUCAGCGUUAUCACUGGCUGAAAAUGAAAAGAGGCGCAAACCUUCUGCAACCGUGUCCCCUGCGGGUGAGUUUGGGGCCAGCUCCCCAAAUCCAAUUAUCACUGCCAAGUCUACAACCGAGUCUACAACGGCCGCCACCACCACGACAACUGAAGCCCCCAAGCCUACGACUACUAAACCCGCUCCCAAGCCUACGACUACACCCGCUCCCAAGCCUACGACUAAACCCACUCCCAAGCCUACGACUACACCCGCCCCCAAGCCUACGACUACUAAACCCGCUCCCAAGCCUACGACUACUACACCCGCUCCCAAGCCUACGACUACUAAACCCGCUCCCAAGCCUACGACUACUAAACCCGCUCCCAAGCCUACAACUAAACCCGCUCCCAAGCCUACGACUAAACCCGCUCCCAAGCCUACGACUACAACCCCUCCCAAGCCUACAACUAAACCCACCCCCAAGCCUACGCCUACACCCCCUAAACCUACUCCUGCUGUCAACUUGACUACGGGAACCUACAACCUGACACAAGAGAAAAAAGUUUGUCUUAUGGCUCAGAUGGCAGUGCAGAUCCGGCUGGUAACACCAAAGGCCAAUGGAACCUUCAUCAUUCAGCCAAAAGACACAGAAGCAAGGGGAUUUUGUCAAUCAACCAAGGCCAACCUUACCCUUGUGUUCAAGGAAGGUUAUAUCACCUUCAUGUUCAACAAGAGCACUGCUGAAAAUACUGCCUACGUUAAUGAUUUGUCUUUCCAACUGGCCUACCCCUUAGUCAAAGAUGCUGCAGGUACGGUUUACCGUGGCCAAAACAAGUCAGUGCAUCUCUUUGCUGCAAGGAUUGGACGCAGCUACUCCUGCAAAACUGAAUCCUUUCACAUGGGCAAUGGACUCUACCUGGAUUUCAAACAAGACAGGGUGCAGGGCUUCAAUGUGACCGCUAAUGAGUUUGGCGCAACUGACUUCUGUCCUGCUGACCAACCAGAUUACCGCGUUGCCAUUGCGGUGGGUGUGACGUUGCUGGUGCUCAUUGUCAUCGUGGUGAUUGCCUACCUGCUGGGCCGCAAGAAGAGGGCUGAUGGCUACCAGUCUCUGUAAAGUCACCCAGAGGUCACUCCCAUCAUAUACCAAAGUCAAUGAGGCUGUGAUCUUUCUCAGGGGCUAAAGGGCACUCCCACUGAAGCCUAACUUACCUGUUAUGUCUUGGUUUAUCAAUUUUACUUUAUUGACAGUGUUUUAACUAAAAACUUCCUAUGUAUGGAGGCUUCAGCAUGCCACUGGAAUAGGCUCGCAAUGUUACAAUGUUUUAUUAUAAUCAAAAAGUAAAGUUAUAUUUUUUUUAAAAGACAAAACUAACCCUUAAUCCUUCUAUUGUGUAUUUAAAUGCUGGAUUAAUAUUACAUUUUAAAAUGAAGUACAAAAAAUUAUUUUAAAAAGGUGAAUAAAUGUUUUAUUGUUACUUUUUUAUCUCAUUUAUAUAAGCGUACCUUUCAUAUUCAAUCUCACAAUUACGUUUCUCUGUAAUUCAAAGAUAUUAAUCAGUUAUCCAUCUAAUAGUUCAAUCCUAAAUCCCAGCUAUUAUGUGUCAGCAGGAAUCUGGCCAAUCAGGGCGCUCUCUGCUGGAACUGGAAACUGUAAAUGUUAAAACUGAAACAAAUGAAUUGUGAGAUGAAGUUUAUUAGAUACAUAAGAAAGUAAAAAUGUUAAAAGUUUUGUAUUUCAACUUUUUAUUUAUUCAGAAUUUAAAGACAGGUUAAGGAAAUAGAAUUUGUAAUUGGAUUAGUCUUUACUCUCUUACUUUAAGUGUCAGUUUGUAAUAGAUGUAUUAUUGUUAUUCCAGUGGCACACUUUAGACUCCAUACAUAUUGAAACACAUUGAAAAGCCAAUAUAAACCAUUUUUGAAACGUAUCAUGCCAAUAGCCGUUGAUGUUUUGCUGACAUACGGUCUUUAAAUGUCCAUUUUCUUGUAUUCAAAGUUUCAGGCAUAUGCCCACUUGAAUCAUCUUAUCAAAAGUGGACAAGCCUCUGAAACAGUAUUUCUAUAUUUUCACAUGAAAAAAUGCCAAGGCCAAUAAUGACACAUCAUAGAGACUGACAUCGUUAUGGAAUUCUUAUAUAAAAACUGACCUCAUUAGAAUCAGGUCGCGUUAUUCUUCCCCCAAAAGACAGCCAGUGUAAGUGGUCAGUACUGCAUUAGAUGUGUAUUUUUAUAUUCUAGUAUAAUCAGUCUAACCCUACAUAAUACUCUCGCUAAACUCUUGAGGUGAAAUAAACAGCAGUUGGAUUUUAUUAUCUUUUUCUAUUAAAACUAUAUGCAGCCUUUUUUCCUUUUUAAAUUCAUCAUGAAUUUAAUUUUAAUUUUCCUUCAUUGUUUAAGCAUGUUGCUUUGAAUGUUUUUUUGUUGUUUUUUUUAAGAAUCAAAUCAUCUCAUGCAUGCUGUCAGCUUAGUGGUUUUUAUUUUUACUGUUUCAGUAGAUGAGGAAAGCAGUCCAAUCACCAACUUUACUUGUAAUUAAAGAAGGUACCAAUUUACAUUAUUAAUCAGCACAAAGGGAAAUUAGGAGGAUGUUUUUAAGGGAUUAUAUUGCUACCUGUUCAACAUUAAUUGCACUGAUUGCUUUUUUUUUUUCGUACUAUGUGUAGCUGAUGCUGUGUAUUCAUAGAAAUGGGACAUACUGGUUAUGUGAGCCAGCCAUGAGUGGAGUCUGGACCUAAUUCGAUUUCUGAGGUUAUACAGUCAUUACAUCCCAGUAGUCUAUCCACCACCAAGCCUACUCUGUCACACUGUAGUGCCUUAUACCUGUAUAUGCUGAACUGACAAUGACAUACAGUAUACCACAUGAUCCUCAUUGGCAGAGGAAGUCCUUAAAGUUUUCAGAAUAAAAUGAAACUGACAAUUCAAUGACAACUGCUGAUGAAGAUCACUGGAAAUGGCAGAAUGGCAGUUUUUUUAUAAUCCUAAAUUCCUAUCAUCUUCAUCAUAAAGGGUCAGAGAUAUACACUCACCAGCCUCUUUAUUAGGUUCACCUGUGCAGUUUAAUUCAAUCCAAUACAACAGCUCUGCUAUAGAUUCUACAUUUAUUUAAGUUUAUACAUUUUCAGUUUUUGUUGACAUUGUCAAGAAGGUGAUACCUACCUUAUGUUUUUUAUUGAGGUUGCAGUGGAUGCUGGUGGUGAUGUACUGGAUUGCCCAUCACCAUCACCCACCACGACCUCAGUAAUAAACACAUAGUAGAAUUAUCACCUUCCUGAUAAUAUCAGCUAAAAAUGAAAAUGUAUAAACUUAUAAACAUAGAAUUUAUAGCAGAGCUGUUGUAUUGGAUUGCAUAAGAUUGCACAGGUGUACCUAAUGAAGUGGCCAAUGAAUGUAUUUUCUCCUUUACGUUUAGUGUUGUGAAGAUAUCUGCUUCUAAUUUGUGUGAGUAGAGUUCAGUUUGUGCUUCUCAAAUCAGUGAAAAAUGACAUCUGAAAAACUGAAGAGCUGCUUGUCUUUCUAGAAUCCACAUCUUGAUUACUCAGCAAUCCACAGAUACCUACCUAA